AAAAUUGUUAGCCUGCCAGUGUUGUUUGUUCAAAGUUUCUACUUACAUUUUUUGAUGUAAAAAAAACGAAAACUUUCGACCAAAAAUUUGUUUAUUGCAGAUAAAGCAAUAAGUAUUCGAUGUGAUUUGAUUAUAAGAUAAGAUAAGAUAAGAGCCUAGUUAGAGAUUGUUACAAGGAUGGUGGCUAACUCCAUCGGCGACGAGCACAUUUCGGGCUCUGUCCCGCCAUACAACAAUUACUCCAACGAGAGUCCUCAGACCUCACGUGCUUCUAUAAGAUCUACUGGGAACGCCAACCGUGCGUUUGAAUCUACUGAGGAACCAAAGCCAUGGAUGAACGGCACCUCGGCAUCUAUUUCCCCUGAACACAAGGCAGACCACACCGCAGUCUUUGUCUCUGACAGCGCCCAUCCCGACGAGAAGCCGUCAAAAUGGCGACUAUUCAAGAAGAAAGAGAAAGAAAAAUCAGAAGAGAAAGAGGAGGAAAAGGAAGAACUGAAGCCUCCAGUGGGCGUAUUUCAGCUGUUCCGCUACUCUACCUGCACUGAGCGCGCGUUGAUCAUCUUAGCGCUUGCAGCAGCAUCGUUGGCCGGGCUAUGCAUGCCCGCAAUGAUCAUCCUCUUCGGUGACAUAACCAACGCCUUCGUUUACAGCGACCUCAACCUGACCGUCAUCGCACACGACCUCAACAUGACAGUCGAGGAGGUGAAUGCUACGUUCCAGGCCAUGUACACAGAUGAUUUCUUCAGCGAAGUUAUUCGUUUCGGUGCGGGCACUGCAAUCAUCGGCGGCGUGCAGCUGGUGACGGGUUACAUCUUCGUCACGUGUCUAAACUACGCCGCAGAAGGACAGGUUUGACCAGUUUACAAUCGAACGCAGUUUCUGCGGUGCACUCUGCGCCAAGAGAUGGGCUGGUUCGACACGCACAAAACGAACGACUUCGCUUCCAAAGUUACCGAAGAUCUAAACAAGCUACAGGAAGGCAUGGGAGAGAAAGUGGGCAUGUUUGUGUUCUUCUUUGUGACUUUCAUAGCGAAUGUGAUUAAUGCCUUCGUGCACGGCUGGGAGCUGACCCUUGUGAUCAUGUCGGUGUUCCCUCUGCUAGCCAUCACCACAGGACUUAUAUCAAAGAUCCAGUCGUCACUCACGACUCAGGAGAUGGCAGAGUAUGCCAAGGCUGGCAGUAUAGCUGAAGAAGUUCUAUCGGGUAUCAAGACUGUCCUAGCUUUUGGUGGGGAAACUAAAGAGGUUAAAAGGUACGAAUCUAACUUGGUACACGCUCGCAACGCUGGCGUAAGACGCGGCAUGUUCUCGGGCAUCAGCCUGGGUCUGGUGUGGCUCAUCAUUUACGCGUCCUACUCCAUCGCCUUCUGGUAUGGCACAGGACUCAUCCUUGAUUCCCGAUACCCCAACGACGGCGAUUACGAUCCUGCCGUACUUAUUGUGGUUUUCUUCAGUGUCCUCGUUGGCGCACUGAACAUGGGUCAAGUUGCCCCAUUUGUGGAAGCUUUCAACAUCGCCCGCGGUGCUGCUGCCAACGUGUAUGACAUCCUCGAGCGCCCCUCUGCCAUCGACCCCAUGUCUGAAGACGGCCUCAGACCAAAUGAGGUUCACGGAAACAUUGAAUUUCGGCGUGUUCACUUCGAGUAUCCGUCCCGGAGCGACGUGCCGGUGCUACAGGGCCUGUCGCUGCGCAUUCAGCCUGGCGAGACCGUCGCCCUCGUGGGCUCCUCGGGCUGCGGGAAAUCCACGUGCAUUCAGCUGCUGCAGCGCUUCUACGAUCCCAGACAAGGAGAGGUAACUCUGGACUCAGUUGAUGUGCGCUCGCUGAACAUCGGCUGGCUGCGCGACCAGAUCGGCGUAGUCGGCCAGGAGCCCGUACUCUUCGCCACGACCAUCGAGGAGAACAUCCGCUACGGCAGAGACGGAAUCUCCUUCGAGGACGUCGUCGCUGCCGCCAAGCAGGCCAAUGCUCAUGAUUUCGUCAUGAAACUUCCACAGCAAUACCAGACUCAAGUGGGCGACCGAGGUGCUCAGAUGUCUGGUGGACAAAAGCAGCGCCUUGCCAUCGCUCGAGCUCUGGUCAAGCGGCCCAAAGUUCUCCUGUUGGACGAAGCGACUUCUGCACUGGACAACCAGAGCGAAUCUAUUGUUCAAAAUGCUCUUGAUAAGGCUCGCCAAGGCCGCACGACGAUCAUUGUGGCCCACCGCCUUACGACCAUCAGGUCUGCUGACGUCAUCGUGGCCCUCAAGGAUGGCAGGGCUGAAGAGAUGGGAACCCACGACGAGCUCAUGGCUAAAAGAGGCCUCUAUCAUUCACUCGUAACUGCUCAGCUUGCUCCGAGUGAAAGAAAAAGCGCUCUCGAGGAAGAUCUUACCGAGCAGUCGGAGUAUGAAACAGCGACGGAAUUGGACCGCGACGUUCUGGACGAUAUCAGCGACAUCACCGCCUCGCUAGCCAUGUCGCCCGCACGGCGCUCCAUUUCUAAGAAACGUCGAUCCUCGGCAGUAUCAGUGCGGUCACGGGGGACGCAACGUCGUUCUCGGGGCUCCGUGUACAUUCGUUCGCCUCCUCCCCUGGAAAAAAAGAAAGAAAAGCCUCCGACUCUCCCGAUGCGCGAGAUCCUGAAGGCGAACAAGACAGAGUGGCCGCAGAUCACGCUGGGCGUCGUCGGCUCCGUCAUCAUGGGCAGCUGCACGCCGCUCUACGCCGUCCUUUUCGGCGACGUCCUCGGCACUUUGUCCAUCGCUGACCCUGCAGAGGCUCGCGCCGAAGCAAACUUCUACGCUCUGUUGUUCUUGUGCAUCGGUAUUGUCGCUGCCAUCUCUACCUUCAUGCAGGCGUAUUUCUUCGCUCUGUCGGGAGAAAUUUUGACGAUGCGUCUGCGUAGCCGAGCUUUCUCUCAGAUGCUCAGCCAAGAGCUCGGCUGGUUCGACAUGGAUGAGAAUUCGGUGGGCGCGCUGUGCUCGCGUCUGUCUAGCGACGCCGCUGCAGUGCAGGGGGCGACUGGAUCGCGCCUAGGAACCAUCAUGCAAGCGCUCACUACCUUGGGCCUGAGCUUGGGUCUCGCUCUCUACUACGACUGGAGACUUGGUCUCGUGUGCGUACCGUUCAUCCCCGUGGUACUUGUGGCUGUGUAUCUUCAGAGUAAAAUUCUCUCUGGGCAGUCCAUCACUGAGUCGGAAGUCCUGCAAAGCGCUGGCAAAAUUGCCAUGGAGGCGAUCAGCAACGUGCGGACGGUAGCAAGUCUGCACAAGGAGGAACACUUCAGCCAGCGCUACGCCGAGGCGCUGCACGAGCCUCACCGCUUGGCUCUGCGCAACUCCCACCUACGAGGUGCCGCAUUUGGCUUCGCGCAAUGCGUGCCUUUCGUAGCCUACGCGGUGGUGAUGUUCUACGGUGGUUACCUCGUUGACAAAGGAACUAUGCCCUAUGAAAACGUCUUCAAGGUCGCAGAGGCGCUCAUCUUGGGCACGAUGAUGGUUGGUCAGGCCGUCGCCUUCGCCCCCAACUACGCCAAAGGAAAAGUCGCCGCUGCCAGAAUCUUCAAGCUGCUGGCACGCGUUCCUCUCAUCGACUCGUCGCCGUCAGUUGGUCGCACGCUGAAAGAGGAAUUUGACGAAGUGCGUCUCCACGACGUGCACUUCCGGUACCCGAACCGCGAGGACGUACAGAUCCUGCAGGGCCUGAGCCUCGUCGUGUCCAAGGGCAAGACGUUGGCCCUCGUCGGGUCCUCAGGAUGCGGCAAGUCCACCGUCAUCAGUCUCAUCGAGCGCUUCUAUGAUCCCGAGAAGGGGAAGCUGACGAUCAACAACGAAGAGUUGAAGACGCUGAAUGUUGGCAGCGUGAGGCGCGGUGUCGGGCUCGUGUCGCAGGAGCCGUUGCUGUUCGACCUGAGCAUCAGAGAGAACAUCGCGUACGGGGACAACAGCCGCGAAGUUCCCUUUGAUGAGAUCGUCGCAGCCGCCAAGCAAGCCAACAUCAGCAGCUUCAUCGAGUCUCUUCCUGAGAAAUACAACACUCGCGUGGGGUCCAAAGGCACGCAGCUGAGCGGCGGCCAGAAGCAGAGAAUCGCCAUCGCCCGCGCCCUCGUCAGGAACCCAAGCGUCCUCAUGCUCGACGAGGCCACGUCCGCGCUCGACACCGAGAGCGAGGCUGUGGUGCAAGAAGCUUUAGACAAAGCUCAGGCUGGACGAACGAGCAUCGUGAUCGCCCACCGCCUCUCUACCAUCCAGGGCGCCGACACCAUCGCCGUCAUCAGCAGCGGCAAGCUCGUCGAGAGCGGCACGCACGACCAGCUCAUGGCGCUUGGUCAAGAAUAUUACCGCCUGUAUCAGACAAACCGGUGAAGUGCUUACGAAUAAUGCACUCAAUUGAGUCCAAAAUCACGUGUUCGUCGAAAUUUUUGUAAUUAAUCUGUGUGAGAUACAUCGGUGAAAUGCAUCGGAAUAAUGCGCUCAACUGCGACCAACAUCAUGUACUUUAUCCGUGUAUAAAUUUUUAAUUAAAAUGUGCAAGACAAACCGGCGGAGUGCUUCCAAAUAGUGCGUGCGACAGUGACCAGCAACAUGUAUUAAUUUUUAAUGAGGAAAGAAGUCAUCAAUACCAGUAAGGCUAUAUAUUUCGUUUUAUGAUUCGUUUCAGUAUUUUUACAAGCCCAUAAUAUCUCCAAGGAAUAGGAUGGUUUUACUAUAGAUUCUCCGUUUACUUUCAUCAAAACGUAGCUGUUUUUUAUUGUUGAUUAAAUAUAGUAAAUAAAUGUUACCGAUAAAGUUACCGAUAUCUACAUCGUUGAUUCUAUCAUCUCUAAGUUUGAAGGCCAACUUAACGUAACGUAAAUAGUGAACUAAUAAGUUAGAAUGCUCGUCAUGUAUUCUAGUUAUUGCACUUCAAGUUCUGCCGAAAACUCGAUAAAUUUAUCACUUUUCUACUUCCGAUUAUCGAUUAACUAUUUAGAACGAUUACAUUGAAUUAAUUACUGCAGUCGCCGGAUUUAGUAUCACUUUACCUGCAGUGUGUGCUACUGGAGUCCUAUGAAUAUUGCAGUAGAUGAUUGAGUCGCUAAAUUUUAUAAGGAUUAUGUAAGCUGCAUUAUUCUUUCGUUGUACCGCUACCAUUUGAUUUUUAACGCUGAAGUGAUUACAACUAUAAAUGAUAAACACUCAGUGAAUAACAAAUGAUGCUAUCUUACACAUUAAUGGUUAGGCUCAACAAGAUUACAAAAAAUUGUACACAUAUAACAGCUGUUGAAUUAUAUUUUGAA
Hyalella azteca is the source of this 5264-nucleotide messenger RNA. Its product is annotated as ATP-dependent translocase ABCB1-like. Gene Ontology annotation, molecular function: ATP binding; ABC-type transporter activity; ATP hydrolysis activity. Gene Ontology annotation, cellular component: membrane. Lineage: Eukaryota; Metazoa; Arthropoda; Malacostraca; Amphipoda; Hyalellidae. Gene Ontology annotation, biological process: transmembrane transport. The record is from RefSeq and is a predicted model, not a curated record.